Paracoccidioides brasiliensis Pb18 is the source of this 1152-nucleotide messenger RNA. RefSeq lists its product as uncharacterized. The record is from RefSeq and is a predicted model, not a curated record. Gene Ontology annotation, molecular function: galactonate dehydratase activity. Bases 1 to 1152 code for a protein of 383 amino acids. The transcript has 2 exons. Gene Ontology annotation, biological process: amino acid catabolic process; D-galactonate catabolic process.
AUGGGUAAAAUCAGAACCAUUGAGUAUUUCCGUGUACUUCCACGUUGGCUGUUUGUUAAAGUUACUGAUGAAGAUGGAAACCAUGGAUGGGGUGAAAGUACAUUAGAGGGACAUUCAGAGGCCGUUGAGGGCAGCCUGAAUGCUCUUUGUAAACGAUUUCAAGGCUAUGAAGCAGAUGACAUCGAGCAAAUCUGGCAGACGGCUUGGCGCCUAGGCUUCUACAGGGGGGGCGCUGUUUUCAUGUCAGCAAUCUCUGGCAUUGACAUUGCCCUUUGGGAUCUCAAAGGCCGCCGGUUAGGCGUACCAAUUCAUCAGUUAUUAGGAGGCAAGGUUCGCAACAAGAUAUCUGUUUAUGCUUGGAUUGGGGGUGACCGUCCUUCGGAUGUUGAAUCAGCGGCUAGAGCCCGGUUGGCCCAAGGGUUUAAGGUAAUCAAAAUGAAUGCUACUGAGGACGUGAACUGGCUUGACUCUCCGCGAGCUCUCGAAUCCUGCAUCCAACGACUCCAAGCCGUAAAGGCUCUGGGACUUGACGCUGCUCUCGACUUCCAUGGCCGUCUACAUAAACCGAUGGCCAAGCAGCUGGCUAAAAUAGUUGAGCCCUAUCAUCCCCUAUUCAUUGAAGAACCACUCCUCUCGGAGCAUCCCGAGGGAAUCAAACAUUUUUCCAAGCAGGUUUCCACACCGAUUGCCCUGGGAGAACGGCUUUACCACCGAUGGGACGUCAAACGGUUCCUGGAAGAUGCGAGCGUCGAUAUCCUACAGCCAGAUAUCAGUCAUUGCGGGGGUAUCUCCGAAAUUCGCCGCAUCGCAGCCAUGGCAGAGGCAUACGAUGUGGCGAUGGCCCCGCACUGCCCGCUGGGGCCCAUCUCACUCGCUGCUAGCAUGCAGAUCGACCUCACAAUUCCAAACUUUGUCAUCCAGGAAAUGAGCCUAGGGAUCCACUAUAACACGGAUGCGGGGGAGUAUGAUAUCGCCAACUAUGUGACAGACCCUUCAGUUUUUGAUGUCAAGGACGGCCAUGUUGACGCUCUAAUGAAACCUGGCUUGGGAAUCGAGAUAAAUGAGGAGGAAGUGCGCCGUGUUGCUGAAACCGCGGCAUCAUGGCUACCAAAGGAGUUCUAUGGGAUUGAUGGGGGCAUUCGGGAGUGGUAA